AUGGCCAAAUCCACUAGCCCACCAAAUGAUGUUCUUGGGACAUUGAACGCCAUCAGUGCCAAUUCUUUCGAUGCGGAGAGCGAUCGCAUUAAGGCUCUCUUGGCCGCAUAUGCGCUAGUCAGCCGACUUGAGACCCCUUGGGAGAGAAUAGCGAGGAUGUCGAGCUUAAAGGUAGUCAAAGACCUCCAGUUGUUCGAGAAAUGGCAUGCCAAUGGCGAUGAAGCGCGAAGUGGGGAUGAGUUGACUGCUCUGGUCAACUGCGAUCGGGACCUUCUUGGCCGAAUUUUACGUCACCUGGCUACAAACCACAUUCUGAUUGAGCCUACAGCCGGGGUAUUCAAGCCGACAACCUUUUCUCUUUCUCUUUUGCAACCUGUUUUCGGGGAAUGGAUCUCUUAUCUAUUUGAUGUCGGCAUCCUCAUCCUCCACAAGACCCCCGAGUUCCUGUAG
Molecule: messenger RNA, 450 nt
Organism: Aspergillus tubingensis
Lineage: Eukaryota; Fungi; Ascomycota; Eurotiomycetes; Eurotiales; Aspergillaceae
Exons: 4
Coding region: 1-450 (149 amino acids)
Molecular function (GO): methyltransferase activity
Source: RefSeq, a predicted model, not a curated record